AUGGUCAAGUCAAAGGAGUUUCUCAAGAAGCCCAAGCUUCCUAAACAACAGAAAAAAUCAAAGGUCUUGGUAACUGCAUAUGACUUCCAAGAAGCUGCCGACGCCGAAGAAGAAACUGGAGGCAAAUGGAGAGCUGGCGAUCCUGCUAAAUCGAGUCGUGCCUUUGUCCGAGCUAUCGAAAUCUACAACAAUGGCUUGCAAAAACAUCCCAAGGAUGCUGAUCUAGCUUACAACAAAGCUCGUCUCGAGUUCGAACUAUCACAACAACCAACUCUGAUAGCCAAGCUCACGGUUCCACUACUCGAUUUCUUGCAGCAGGCUCUGACUUCUCAUCGUUAUGCUCUCCAACUCAAUGCCGACUCGGCCGACGUUCUGUUCAACACUGCUCAAGUCAUGAUUACGAUUGCCGAGCACGUAACAGAAGUAGGCAUCUUCAGUGCACAAGCUGAUUCGAUAGCUCUUCUUCGUGAAGCACUAGAACUGCUAUCGGCAUGUUUCACUCGUCAGGAGAAGAUCAUCGAGGAGCAGAAUGCGAAUUCGAUGGAGGCAGAAGGUGGUGUCUCGGUCGAGCAGCAAGCUCCACCAGCUGAGCCUGUAGCUUCAUCCUCUCGAGCGGCAGAAGAUGCAGAUUCAGAGGGCGACGAGGAAGGCGAAUAUGUUUCUGUGCAAGCAUACAUUACACCUUCCGAUCUACUGGACACGGCACGCUCUAGUUUGGUUGCCUUGACCCUUCUCAUCGCACUCGAUGAUCUUUCGAAUGUGUCUCCGCUAGCAAAAAUGGGCAUCAGUCUGGUUGAAGAGAAGAUUCCCCAGUACCUCUCCCAGAUCGAGGCUGAAGAACGCUCUCAAGAAGAACCCGAAGCCGCUCUCGAACGUGCCCAAUUCCACGCAGCCCUCGCAGUAGCAGACCUCAAACUUGGCACUGCAACCGCAGACGACAGCCUCGUCCGCCUACAGCAGGCCUUUGAACCCCUCGACAGAGCCACGAACGUAGCAGUCAUGUGCACCUACGCCGAUGGCCUCGUCGAACUAAUAACCACGGCGCAAAAUUUCAGUCCCUCGAGUGCAGCCACAACAUGCUGGUCCACUCUCUCCAAAGCACAAGACCUCUACGCCGCUGCAGUAAAGAUCAAUGAUGCUGAAGCUAAAGCACGCAAGGCACGUGUUUAUGAAUCGCGCGGCGAUGUCGAGUUGUUGCGCUUCAACCUUGCUACCACACCUGCUGCUGGCCUUCCAAAUGCGAUCCAGAAGAGUGCACCUACACUGAUAAAGAACGCACAAACAUAUUACCGCGGUGCCAUGAACCUCUUCCGUGCCGAGGGUGAUGCCGAGGCAGCUGCCAAGGUCGAAGUUAGAGGUUUGAUCGCUGCCAUGCUCGAAGGUAAACUUGGAGGAAACGUUGAGCAGCAAGUUAUCGCUGCAUUGGGCCAGAAAGGAGAUGCUGGUAGAGCAGUGGCCAUGGAUAUGUUGAGGGAAAGCUUGUUGCCCGAGGACUGGGACCAAGGUGUCAUGUAA
Molecule: messenger RNA, 1515 nt
Organism: Aureobasidium namibiae CBS 147.97
Lineage: Eukaryota; Fungi; Ascomycota; Dothideomycetes; Dothideales; Saccotheciaceae
Exons: 3
Coding region: 1-1515 (504 amino acids)
Molecular function (GO): protein binding
Source: RefSeq, a predicted model, not a curated record